Molecule: messenger RNA, 1092 nt
Organism: Triticum turgidum subsp. durum (durum wheat)
Lineage: Eukaryota; Viridiplantae; Streptophyta; Magnoliopsida; Poales; Poaceae
Source: the annotation of a GenBank genome assembly
AUGAGCCGCGGCGCGCACCGGGAGAUGCCGGCCGCGGGCGGGGGCGGGGGAGUGGGGACGAAGCUCAAGGCGACGCCCCGGGCGCUCUUUUCGUGUGGCAUCUUCAGCACCUGCACGCACCCGGCGCUCAGCCCCACGGCCACGCCCAACAACAAUGCCGCGGCGGGGAAUGGUGGGGUGAAGGGUGGCGGUGGUGGUGGGUCGGCCACGCCGGGCGGCGACGCGUCACCGGCGCUCGUGGAGGCGGUUGCGGCCUCGGCGGUGCCGUCGCCGGUGCAGUGGCAUCGUCAGAAGCAGGUUGUGCACGGGGGUAAUGCUAACGGCAGCAACGGUGCCGGGCCGUCGUCGUUUUCCUCGUCCUCGUCGAGCUCCGCGUCGCAGAGCUUCACGCAGUGGCGGCUGCCGGUGCACCACCCGCAGCAGGCGGCCUCGUCGGCGUCCGCGGCGGGGGCAGGAGCGGCCAGCCACGCGGUGGCGGGCAGCACGGAGGAGAAGUUCGCGGCGGGGGAUGUGGUGGCGGCGCUGCGUGCGGUGGAGCGGGAGAUGGAGGCCACCGAAACUUCAAAGACGGUGCCGGCUGCCGUUGUUGCCGGGGUGGUGGCCGCGGUGCGGGAGCCAGCGACGGCGAGGCUGGCGGCGAAGGUGCUGCUGGUGAUGCUCCUGGAGGAGGGGAACCGGGAGGCGGCGGUGGAGGCCGGCGCGGCGUCGGCAGGCGUGGAGGCGGUGGCGGCGUCGGGCCCCGCGGGCGCCACGGCGGAGCGCGCGCUGGCAGCACUCGAGCUGCUCUGCACGGCGGCCGGGGGCGCCGCAGCCGUGCGCAGGGAGGCCCUGGCGGCGCCCGUGCUGGCGCGCGCCGUGGAGGGCAUGUCCGGGCGCGGGCGCGAGUGCGCCAUCGGCGUGCUGGCGGCCAUCUACGGCGGCGAGGAGGCGGCCGGCGCGUCCCCGCCGCCGCCGGAGGUGGUGAAGGCGGUGGUGGGCGCGAUGCAGGGCGAGUGCAGCGCGCGCGGGCGGCGCAAGGGCGCCCAGCUCCUCCGCGCGCUCCAGGAGGGCGGCCGCCUCGGGCUCGCCUGGGACGGCGUCGGCGGCUCCUGA